Molecule: messenger RNA, 2917 nt
Organism: Physcomitrium patens
Lineage: Eukaryota; Viridiplantae; Streptophyta; Bryopsida; Funariales; Funariaceae
Biological process (GO): regulation of DNA-templated transcription
Molecular function (GO): sequence-specific DNA binding; DNA-binding transcription factor activity
Source: RefSeq, a predicted model, not a curated record
UGGCGCAGAGUCUACACGCUCCAGCCUCGCUUGCAACCAACAGUCUUUUGUUGCGCUCUCUCUCUCGUUGUCUUUGCUCACGGAGCCUCGGUAUCGAGCAAGGAGGAAUUGAGCAUCGUUGAAUUUUGGCCAACCGCGAGUUGAUUCUCGUUUGACCUGCGAUGUUUCCUUUGCUGUAGUCGCGUUCGACGCGAUUGAGGUUCCAUUUUUUAUUUUUUAUUUUUUAUUUUUUUGUGGAUUCGAGCUGAAUGUUUGAGAGGCGGAAAUCGCCUUCGUUGGGCUGCAUUUUGGGAGUGAUGAACCUGACGGACUUGUCGCUACGGUGCUUGUGUUCGCUGUGAGUAGAGGUCGUGGACUGUGUCACUGGGUUUUUAGUCUUGGUUUGUUAGAGUUGUGGCAACCCUUGGGUUUAGUCGUGAGUUUGGGGAGAGCGCUUGGUGGCCAACUGGUAGUACAUAUUUGGAAUCUGGCAAAGUUUUUAGAAAUAUUAUGGUCUCGUUGUGGAGCGCUUGAGUAGCCUCUUGGAUGAUUCUUCUGAAACAUGUCACCUACUCAAACACCCAUUGUGUGUAUUAGAAGGCGAAUUCAAGGUUGCUACCUGCUGGUCAUCGUCGUUUCCGGACGGUGAAAUUUUGUGCUUAAGGCGGGAACGGAGCGAUUUAGUAAAUGCAGACAGCAAGGUUAUUGAGGACAGCAACACAAAUUCUGAAAGUCGGUUGAGUAGACGGAAAGACUGGAAUAUCAUUACAUCAAGGAUUAUCUGGUCCAGGUAAUUGGGUUUCCUACUAGAUUGAGUGAGUCUCCCGUUAUCGGAGGCGCAUCCUGGUUUUUGUAGGACCAAUGGAGGGCACAUUUCGUUCACGUCAGGAAGACUCCUCUGCAGACCUAAGCGAAAUCCACAAUUCGCGAAGAAUAUUGCGCUCCUCGACUGACUCAGAAGCUGCCCCAUCUAGUCAAUCGUCACACAUUGAACUGGGAGUUGAUUCAACCUCCUCUGGGCGUUUCCCGGAGUACAGUCCGGGAUUAAAUGCGUGGUCGUUCUGUCUACCCCCACCAGAGUUGAGAGGUCUAGCAGCGUCAGCUACGUCCAACAACUCAGAACCGAGCUGGAGGACUGGCAGUCCCCAGCAUCUGAGCCCAAUUCAAAGAGAGAUUCUCGCGGACUUUCCAUGGUUAAGCGAGGAGCUCGAACAACGGAGUUUGAAUGCCGGUACAGGGACGCCUUCGUCUUCUGAAGCAAGCUAUCCUAGAUUCUGUAGCAGGUCCAACGAAUAUGGGUUAACAGGAGGUUCUCAGGACCACGAAUCCAAUGUUUCCUCCUCUGUUAGUCCUCUUGAGACGUCAGUUGCUACUCCCAUUGAUCACGUUGCGUGGGCACAGUCGAUGCUUGAACUACAAGCAACGUUUGAGGAUUCCUUACACGACGAAUCCCACUUCCAAGAGAAGAAGCCCAAGUCUUCUGGAUCUCAGUUUUCUGAUCAUGUAAAUGUUGAGCACCAAUCUAGAUCUGUGACGCCAGCUCAUUCGGAGACACCGUUCAAUUCGGAGUCGCUGUCGUCCUCCCUCAGCGAUGGAGAAGCAGAACUUAAGAAAGGGGAGGGGAAAGACGACAGUUCUAUUUGUGAGGAUGCUGCAGGCACUUCGGCUCUAAGCUCAAAGAGGAAGAGACCUGAUCGGAAGGAUGGGAAAGAUGAUAAAAGUGAAGACCAGGAAACCAAGAAGCCAACAAAUCGACCGAGGAAGAAAUUAGGCGUGAAGAGGGUGCGCGAGCCACGCUACGCGAUUAAAACCAGGACUGAUACUGAUGUAAUGGAUGAUGGUUACAAGUGGAGGAAGUAUGGACAGAAGGCUGUCAAAAAAAGCCCUCACCCCAGAAAUUACUACAGGUGCACAACUCUGAACUGUCCAGUUCGGAAGCGCGUUGAGCGGUGCUUCGACGAUCCGGGCGUGAUGGUUACUACCUACGAAGGCACUCAUACACAUCAGUCGCCUACUUUUCUUAGGAGUCCUGUGGGGUAUCCGGGGGGUUUGCAAGAGCUUCUAUCAACUCUAAGUCACCAUUACAGCCAAGCCGGAAACCCAGCUUUACCACGUUUUCCCAACCAAAGCCAUCUUGACCUCUCAAGUUCUGAUCGGCUCUAUUCAUCGGUUACGUCGCCUCUGUGGGGGUUGUCACAGCAAGAUGAUGGCUCAAUUCAAGACAACUUGAAUUUGUUACGAGCGCAGGAGCUUCUCAGAUUACAGCGAGAACCAGGCUGGGCGUCAUCAAUCAAGAGCGAACCCUUCCAGUUCGGGGCUCAAGAUCAUAUACACAAUAUGAAGAGGCCCCAAGAAGUUCGAUCAAUCAAAUUACCCAGCUCAAGUUUUUCAAACGGCAGUUCACUCUCAAACCAGAGUAAUGAAACAGGAGCCAGAUUGACACAGAGACAAUUUGAAUCACUCGGCUCUGCUGUGCCGGAGCAUCUAGGCAGCCUUCCUAAAGAUUAUUCUUCUUUCAAUAGUGAUGUAGGGCCUUCCUCUGAACAGCAGCCCUUCCCUCCCAUCUCGGUCAAAUCUUUUCUAGAUAGACCGCUUGUCUCUGAGCUGUUUAGUGCAGCGCCUAGUCAAGAAUCAACUGGAACUACAGAUGGGGGUCUUCUGGAGGACAUGCUUAGACCCACCAAUCCCACCAAUCUCGGCAUGUCCAGAUCAUGAACUUAGGAUUCUAGUUAGGUCCAUUCUUAUGUAUUUAUCUCGAAAAAUAACACACAUUUUAAAAUUUGAGCUUUCUCUGUUCUCAAAUUCAUAGUUUUACACUCGCAACAGAGGGAGAACUUUGAAGAGUCCCCUUAAGCAUGGGGCUGCAGCACAAUAUGUUAACAUUUGUCGUCGAACACGAUUCGAUGUGUUUUAUGAUUCAAGUCAACUCGUGUUCUCA